UUUCCUCCCCAGAAAGAAUCAAUAUCCUCUCAUCUGUAGAUCAAAGAAUAGCUACCCUUUGUCACAAAGAGAGAAAAAAAAAACCUCAUUCUUAAAAAAGAAAAAAAGCAGCAGCAAAUGGGUGGCAUCACUUUAGGCAACACGCAUUCAAUUUCUCAAUCUCACCAUCACACCCACAAGGUCUUCUUGUUCUGCAACUACAUUCUACUGGGAGCAGCCUCUAGUUGCAUAUUCUUAACCCUUUCGCUUCGACUGGUGCCUUCAAUAUGCGGGUUCUUUCUAAUUCUCCUCCAUGUAUUGACAAUUAUUGGGGCAGUAUCAGGUUGUGCAGCUGCCUCAUCAGGGACCAACAGGUGGUAUGCUGCACACAUGGUGGCCACAGUGCUUACGGCAAUAUUUCAAGGAUCGGUGUCGGUGUUGAUAUUUACUAGGACAGGGGAUUUCCUAGGGCAAUUGAAGUCAUAUGUAAGAGAAGAGGAUGGUGAAGUGAUAUUGAAGCUUGCUGGUGGGCUGUGUGUGUUGGUUUUCUGUUUGGAGUGGGUGGUUCUUACUCUUGCAUUUUUCUUGAAGUAUUAUGCCUAUGUGGAGGGUGGCGACGUUAGUGGUGGUAAUACUGCUAUGAGAAGAUCUGCCAAGGUGCAGCAAGAAGAGGACUUGAAGGAUUGGCCAUGGCCUUUCCAAGUCUAAUCUUGGGUUUGAUCUUACAUAUGGCUGUUGUAAUUGUGAUAGUAUUGGCGUGGUGGUGCUUCCGCAUAUUUAUUUAUUUAUUUAUUUUUGUUGAUUCAAUUAUUUGUUA
Molecule: messenger RNA, 796 nt
Organism: Jatropha curcas
Lineage: Eukaryota; Viridiplantae; Streptophyta; Magnoliopsida; Malpighiales; Euphorbiaceae
Gene: JHL23J11.5
Source: RefSeq, a predicted model, not a curated record